GACUCCUGAUGGCCCCAAUAGAGCCUGGAGCCUGGGAUUAGGGCAAGAGAGCUCCCCAGACCACCUAAGGUCCUGGUUUAGGGAGAGAGGGGGUUUGGGGGCAGACACUGGUAGAACUUCAAAGAGCUGAGCCAAGUUUUUCACUUCCUCUUGCCCUUUGAGUGAAUCAGACACGCACCCCUCUCAGGAGCUCGGAGCAUGCUAUCUUAUGCCCUUGGCUACCAGCUUUGCUUCUUGGACUUGAAAUUUUGCUGCGAUCAGAUCAAAUUUUCCUCAGCUUCAGAGAGCCAUGGGCUCUAGAUGUGAUUUCUCAGGCUUGAGGUUUUGCCUGAUUCCUCUCCUGGUCCUAGCGUUGGCUCUGGCUGACACCAACUUCCCCCAGUUUCUGCCUUGCGAACUUCAGCCUUUUGGCAUGGUGGACUGCGAUCGACGGAGUCUAGGCUGCGUGCCCUCCUUUGCUGGGGCAACUCCGACAGCCUUGGCCAACGUCACAACCCUUCUGCUCCGGCACAACCACAUCAGCCACCUCCAACCGGCUCAUUUUACACAUUUGCGUAACCUGCGGCAGCUCUUGCUCAGAUGGAACUGUGCACCCACCAACCUCACAGCUCUCCGCCUGCCCUGCCGGAUGGUCAUAGAGCCAGGCACCUUCCUAGAGUUACCUAAGCUGGAGCACCUCGACCUGUCAGGGAACAGCAUCACGUCGAUACCUGACCUGCCACCUUCUCUGACCAGCUUGGUCAUCAGCUACACGAUGAUCCUUGCACUGGACUCAGCCACCUUCUCGGGACUCCGUGGCCUGCGCUCCCUCUAUAUGGAUGGCAACUGUUAUUACAAGAACCCCUGUGGGCGGGAGGUGGAUGUACCGCCGGGGGCACUGGCCAACCUGUACCACCUCACCAACCUGUCCCUCAAAUACGACAACCUGACGUCAGUACCUAGGGGGCUCCCUGCCAGCCUGCAGAUGCUGCUGAUCUCUUCCAAUCACAUUGUAAGCUUUUCUCCCCAAGACUUUGCUGGAUUUCCAGCCUUGCGAGUGCUGGAUGUGAGUAGGAAUUGUCGGCGUUGUGACCAUGCUUACAACCCAUGUAAGGAAUGCCCGGAGGGGUACCCCAAGGUGGACCCAGAUACUUUUAGCCAUCUAAGAGCAUUAGAAGGACUGGUACUGAGUGACAACUCUUUGAGUCAGCUUGACCCCCGUUGGUUUCAGAACCUGGACAAUCUCACCGUGUUAGACCUGAGCGAGAACUUCCUCUCUGAGGACAUCACCAACACCACCGCCUUUCAAAGCCUGGCCAAGCUGAAAAAGCUGAACCUGGCCUUCAACUACCACAAGAAGGUGUCCUAUGCCCGGCUCCACCUGGCCCCCUCCUUCCAGAAUCUGACAUCCCUGGAGGUGUUGGAUAUGACAGGUAUCUUUUUCCGAUCCCUCACAAGGGCUACCAUCCAGCCCCUGCUAGGGCUCCCCUCCUUCCGGAAGCUGCUCCUGCCCAUGAAUUUCAUCAGCAAAGCUGAGCUGUCUGUCUUUGGCCACUUCCGCUCCCUGAAGUAUGUGGACUUGUCUGAAAACAAGGUGACAAGUGUAAGCAAAGUGACAAGUAUGAACAGAGAGUCAGCAGCCAGCACAGAGCUCCUUCUGGGGUUGGAGAGAACCUCCCAGGACCAUCCUCCUAUUUCUGAGGACUUUAUGCCCCGCUGUGAUUCAUCCAAUUUUAUCCUAGACCUCUCCCAGAACAACCUGGUGACCAUCCAGCCAGAGAUGUUUAAUCAGCUCUCUGCUGUUGAAUGCCUGAGGCUGUCCAGCAACAGCAUCAACCAGGCUGUCAAUGGCUCCCAGUUCGGCCCACUGACCAGCUUGUGGCUGCUGGACUUGUCUCAAAACAAGCUGGACUUGUAUCAUAGCAGAUCAUUCACUGAACUGCCCCACCUCAAGGCUCUGGACCUCAGCUUCAACAGCCAGUCCUUCCGAGCCCAUGGCAUCGGCCACAAUCUGAGCUUUGUAAGUCACCUCCCUAACCUGCGCUAUCUCAGCCUGGCUCACAAUCAGAUCUACACCAGGGUCUCCCAGAAGCUCUUUAGCAACUCCUUAGAAGCCCUCGACUUUAGUGGUAACCGGCUGAGUAGCAUGUGGGCUGAGGGUGACCUCUACCAAUACUUCUUUCAUGGUCUCAGCAGGCUGUCCCGGUUGGACCUGUCCCAGAACAAACUUCGCACUCUCCCCAACCAAGCCCUGGACCGUCUGCCCAAGAGCCUUCGCCUGCUCUGGGCCAAGGACAACCACAUUACCUUCUUUAACUGGAGCAGCUUGCACUUCCUGCCUUCCCUGGAGGUGCUCGAUCUAUCUGGGAAUCUGCUGGGCCGCCUGGCCACGGGUCACAUCCCCAGCAGCACCCAGCUUCACACCUUAAACCUCAGCAGGAAUGGCAUUAACUUCAUUGCCCAUGGCUUCUUUACCCCAGCCAGCAAACUGCGGGCUCUCAACCUGUAUGGCAAUGCUCUGAAGACCUUGGACCGAGGCUGGUUUGGGAGUCUGGCACUAUCUCUGCAGGAGUUGGACAUCGGGGCUAACCCACUGCAUUGUGAGUGUGAUGCCACUUUCUUAGAUUUCCUUUUGGAGAUUCAGGCAGCCGUGCCUGGCCUCACCAACAAGGUGGUAUGUGGGAGCCCCUUCCCACUCAAUGGCAAAAGUGUCUUUAUGCAAGACCUGCGUUUGUGCCUCGAUGUGAGGCUGGCCUGCAGCUGCUUUGCUUUCUCCCUGCUGGGCACACUACUGACCUUAGCCAUGCCCACCCUACAGCAUCUGUUUGGCUGGGACCUCUGGUAUAUCUUCCAUCUCGGCCUAGCCUGGCUGCCGUGGCGAGUGUGGCAGAAGCGGAAGGCCUCUGCUCAGUCCUAUGACUAUGAUGCUUUUGUGGUGUUUGACAAGGCCCAGGAAGCUGUGGCCGACUGGGUGUACAAUGAGCUGAGGGUACGCAUGGAGGAAGGGAAGGGCAGGGGGAAGGGGCGGCUUCGGUUCCGUCUGUGUCUGGAAGACCGGGACUGGCUGCCUGGGAAGAGCCUCAUUGAGAACCUUUGGGAUUCUGUGUAUAGAAGCCGCAAGACUGUCUUCGUGCUAUCUUCUCGUGGUCCAGCAGUCAGUCAGCCAGUCAGUGGCCUGCUUCGUGCUACUUUCUACUUGGCCCAGCAGAGGCUGUUGGAUGACAAGCAAGACGUAGUGGUGCUGGUCAUCCUGAACCGUGCAGCCCGCAAAUCCCGCUAUGUUAGGCUCCGCCAACGCCUCUGCCGCCAGACUGUCCUUUUCUGGCCUCACCAACCCAGUGGCCAGGACAGCUUCUGGGCCCAGCUCUGCACUGCCCUGGCCACAAACAACAGGAGCUUCUAUAACCAAAAUUUUUGCCGGGGACCCUGAGAUUUCCCUGGGAGGGUGGGUGGGGACAAAUGCA
Molecule: messenger RNA, 3443 nt
Organism: Trichosurus vulpecula (common brushtail)
Lineage: Eukaryota; Metazoa; Chordata; Mammalia; Diprotodontia; Phalangeridae
Gene: TLR9
Product: toll like receptor 9
Exons: 2
Coding region: 290-3409 (1039 amino acids)
Biological process (GO): positive regulation of interleukin-6 production; defense response to virus; toll-like receptor signaling pathway
Cellular component (GO): plasma membrane
Molecular function (GO): pattern recognition receptor activity; protein binding
Source: RefSeq, a predicted model, not a curated record